Molecule: messenger RNA, 1599 nt
Organism: Pseudopipra pipra
Lineage: Eukaryota; Metazoa; Chordata; Aves; Passeriformes; Pipridae
Product: hydrocephalus-inducing protein-like
Exons: 9
Coding region: 37-1599 (520 amino acids)
Biological process (GO): cilium movement; axonemal central apparatus assembly
Cellular component (GO): axoneme
Source: RefSeq, a predicted model, not a curated record
CAAAUGUGCAGCUGACACCAAGCUGGGGGUGUGUUGAUGUGCUGGAAGGCAGGAGGGCUCUGCAGAGGGACCUGGCCAAGCUGGAUCCAUGGGCAGAACAGGAUCAGACAUAUUCUGUCAUCCUGGGACAGGGUUCAGGGUAUCAUGAACCAAGUGCCAGACAAGUCCCACUCUUCCCCUAAACACAAAGAUGAGAAGAAGAGCAGUAAGUCUCCGGAGAAGCCAGAGAAGAAUCCUCUGGAAAAACAUGGCAGCCACAAGAGUCUUCAGCGGGAAGGGGAAGUUGCAGAAGGCUCAGUCGGAAGCCAGGAUGCCGGAGUGCCCUGCUUGGACUUCCACGUCACGCGUCAUGAAAAGGUGUUUAGGAGGAUCCUGAAGAGCAAGAAGCUGACACCACCAAAGCAGAUCCUGCACUCUCUGGGACUGGGACCUCCCAUUCCCCCUGGCUCUCUUUUCUCUGUGGUCCCCUACCCAGAGGAGGACAGAGUCCCCACAGCAUCACAAGACCUCAGACACUUCAUCCUUGUUGAACCUGAGGGUGCUGCUGCAGAAGAUGAUGUGGCCCCAGAGGCAGAGGCACAGGACCACUUGAAUGAGGGGAAAGCCACGAGCAGACACAAGUCUAGCAAGGAAAAGCCAAACUCCCCCCAGAGCCCGAAAAGUCUCCAGGAUCACUCCCCAGAAACACCCAGAAGUUCACCUGAGCCAAUGAAAAGCCAACUGCAGAGUGACUCAACCCUCGAGAGACCUGCCAGGCUGAGAAGGUUCCGCUGGAUCGUUCCUGCCCACGGCGAGGUGGAACUGAAGAUCCGCUUCAGCCCCACAGUGCCAGGGCAGUUUGACCAGCUGAUGAACUUUGAGAUCCUGGGCUCAAAGCGCCUGUACCAGUUGCCCUGCAGUGCCACUGCCCUGUACCCCAGCAUCAGCCAGAACCCACGGCUGGUGUUUCCUCGCUGGAGGAAGAGCAAGGAGAAGGAGGACAUCAUCUCCAAGGAAUAUGUCAUGAGCACAAAGCAGUUCCACUUUGGACCGCUGCUUUGUGGCGAGUCAGGAGAGUGGUACAAGGCACAGAACUGCCCCGGCAACAGCGAAAAGUUAACCAUCCUCAACGACUCCCCCAUGGAGGCAGAGGUGCAUUUCUCCUUUGAGAACGACAGCAAAGGAGAGACGUUCCUUUUGGACCCUCCCAGCAUGAGGCUGCAGCCCAAAGAGAAGAAGAAGCUGAGUGUUUGGGCGUACCCGACUUCUGCUGGCCUCCUGGAAGACAGUCUCGUCUGCUGGAUCAAGGACAACCCAGAGCCAGCGGUCUUCCAACUGUGCUGCCAAGGGGUGCAAGUGAAGCUGGGGGUCAGUCCCCAGGAGCUGCAUUUCAACAAGCUGCUUCUGCACAGGACUGACACCCAGACCCUGGUCCUGAGAAACGACAGCCCACUGCCCAUGGCAUGGCAUCUCAGUGGGCUGGACGACCUUGGAGAUGAGUUCUCUGCAUCGCAAGGCAGGGGCAUUGUUGUGCCCCGCACAGACUUUGAGGUGAAGCUGGAUUUCAAGGCCGAGAAGAUUGGCAUCACAAAUAAGAUGAUCCAACUAGAGAGCUCCUGA